Cladophialophora immunda is the source of this 1938-nucleotide messenger RNA. RefSeq lists its product as uncharacterized. Bases 127 to 1938 code for a protein of 603 amino acids. The record is from RefSeq and is a predicted model, not a curated record. Lineage: Eukaryota; Fungi; Ascomycota; Eurotiomycetes; Chaetothyriales; Herpotrichiellaceae. The transcript has 2 exons. Gene Ontology annotation, molecular function: oxidoreductase activity.
UUGUCUUUGUCUGAUAUAUCCCCGUCGAGGGGGCGAAGCAACCCGUUCAAGAACAAAGAUCCUCGCAGGCUUCGUGUAUGGUGUUUUCAGCCUCUAGCCGAUCGACUUCUCGAGCUUCACUUGACCAUGGCGUCGCACUCCAAGGACAGCUGCAGCGUCCACACGUACGAUCCGUACAAACUGCCGGACUCCAAGCCCGUCUUCUCACACGUCACCACCACCAAUGGGUCCUGCCGCAUCGUCACCACGGCAGGGCUGGUCGGGAUGGACGAGCACGGCGACGUGCCCGAAGACAUUGACGAGCAGAUUGCUCUGGCCAUGAGGAAUCUCCGCGGGGCGCUCCAAACCGCCGGCGCGACGGUCACCGACGUCUUCAAGCUGGUCUACUAUAUCGUGGACUACGACGCCAAAAAUCGGCGGCACGCGAAGCACAUCAAGGCCUUUGUGGAUGGCCACCGCCCGGCGACGACUAUGGUGCCGGUGCCUUCGCUCGCGGACCCACGGCACAAGUUCGAGAUCGAGGCGUACGGGGCGAUCCGGCAGGAGCCGCUGCGGAUGGUCGACGUGGUCGUCGUCGGCGGCGGGCUCAGCGGCUUAAAGGCCGCCUACGACAUUCAGCAGGCCGGGCUAUCGUGCGUGGUCGUCGAGGCCCGCGACCGCGUCGGGGGUAAGACGUGGUCGGUCGGACCGGCCGAAGACGGCAGCUACGUCGACGUGGGCGCCGCGUGGAUCAACGACACCAACCAGAGCGAAAUCUACGCGCUGGCCAAGUCCCUCGGCCUGGAGCUCGUGGUCCAGCGAACCGAGGGCAAGGUGAUCCAGGAGGACCUCUCCGGUGGACUGAGCCUGUUUCCCUACGGCGGCACCCCGACCGGGCUGGCCGAGGCGAACGGGGCCGAGAAUCUGGUUUACAUCCGCGAGCUGGCCGAGAAGGUGUGCCAGCAGCUGAAUAUCCACGACCCCGUGGGCACCGGCGCUCCCCUGGACAAGAUGACCAUGGAGGAGUGGUGUCGGUCGAGCAUCCAGUCCGAGACGGCGCUGGCGUCGGUCAAGAUGUGGGUUCGACAAAUGCUCGGGCUGGAGCCGUGCGAGAUCAGCGCCCUGUAUUUCCUGAACUAUUGCAAGAGCGGCGGCGGGCUGUUGCGGAUGCGCUCCGAUUUCAAGGAUGGAGGCCAGUACCUCCGGUUCGUCAGGGGGACGCAAUCAAUGUCGAUCGAAUUGGCUAAGCGCCUGAGCCCCGGCUCUGUCGUGCUCAGCUCGCCGGUUCGACGCAUCUCCCAGAGUCCAGCCGGGAUCCUAGUGUCAGCGGCGCGAGGCGACUUCCGCUGCCAGCGCGUGGUGGUGUCGGUGCCGACGCCCCUGUACAAGGAGAUCACCUUCGAGCCGCCGCUGCCGCCGGCGAAGCUGGAGCUGAGCGACAAGAACGUGCUGGGCGACACGAUCAAGGUGAUCGUCAAGUACGCGGCGCCGUGGUGGCGCAAGGCGGACCUGGCCGGCAUGGUCAUCUCGUUCCACGGCCCGAUGGUCAGCUGCCGGGACACCAGCAACGACGCGGCCGGCACGUACUCGCUGACCUGCUUCACCACGGGCGAGAUCGGGCGCCAGAUGGCGCGCCGCCCGCAGCGGGAGCGGUUCGACGCCAUCCUCGCGCACUUGCGACGCGCCUUUUCGCCCUACGUCGGCGUCGUCCCCGAGCCUGUCGCCGUCACGGAGCACAUCUGGGCCAAGGACCAGUGGGCCCAGGGCUGUCCGUGUCCGGCCUCGCCCCCGGGCAUCAUGACCCUGUACGAGCACGCGCUGAGGUCGACGCACGGCAAGAUUCACUUUGUCGGCACCGAGACCGCGUACGAGUGGAAGGGAUACAUGGACGGCGCGGUCCGAUCGGGGGACAGAGGCGCGAAGGAGGUGAUUGAGGCGAUCGGCAGGGCCAAGUUGUAG